AUGGAUGUGCAGCUAGACGGACAGCUCCAGCUGCAGGUCGCAGCAACACAGCAGCAGCAGCAGCAGCAGCAGCUGUGGCCAAUGGAGAAGCAGGAGCAGCUGCAGCAGCAGCAGCAGCUGCUGCUACUGCAGCAACACCAGCAUAAGGAGGGCCCAGGAACUUCACCGGAAGCCUUUAUGUUUGUGGUGUAUAUCCACUGCGUCAAGUGUGUUAAGGGAGCAGCAGCAGCAGCAGAAGCAGCAGCAGCAGCAGCAGCAGGGAGUCGAGUUGCAGUUGAGUGGACGGCGCAGUCUGUCGUUCCUGCUGCAGCAGCACCAGCACCAGCAGCAGCAGCACCCGCUCCCUGUACCCUCACUCUUCGUCUUGUUGAGGAAGGGACAAAUGUGCCGCUGCUGCUGGGGUCUACGGACUUGAGAAGCUUCGGGCUCUCAGAGAGGUUCAGGAGACAGAAGGUGUAUCUGGAGAGGACAGAUGGGUCGCCCAGCAGCUGCCUGAGCGGCAGCAGCAGCAGCAGCAGCAAACUGCAGCAGCAGCAGCAGCACGUGGCAUACGUCUUCGUUGCUUCGCAGCGUCGCUGGCAGCAGCAGCAACUAUCUAGCAGCAGCAGCAGCAGCAGGCUGCGGCAGCAGCAGCUCCACUUUACGGAGCCCCACAGCGACUUGCAGGCCUCUUACCUUCUUCAGGUGCGGACGUUUUGCUGCAGGAAACUGCAGCAGCAGCAGCAGCAGCAGCAGCAACAAACUGCAGCAGCGAGUGCAGCAGCAGCAGCAGCUGCUGCUGCUGUUGUGCAUGCGUUAUCUUUCUGUCUCUCUUGCGGUCUCCCUCAGGCACUGUGUGCUCUUAUCGCUGAAAGGAAGCAAACAUGUGAGGUUGCUGCUGCUGCUGCUGCUGCUGCUGCUGUUGCACCUGCUGUUGCUGCUGUGGCCUCAUCAGCAGCAGAACCGCAAGAGGUAGGUAUGCCUUCAGAGAACGCAUCAGCAGCAGCAGAAGCAGAAGCAGCAGCACAAACAGCAGCAGAAGCUGAUGCUUGCCGCGAGGCGUCUCCUCCAGCAAUACAUUCAGGGAAGCAGCAGCAACAGCAGCAGCAACAGCAGCAGCAACAGCAGCAGCAACAGGAGCAGCAACAGCAGCAGGAAGAUGACAUAUCACCGGAACAACCACAGCAGCAGUUGCAGCAGCAAAAGACUGAAGACGAAAACGCCGCCUCACAAUUGCUGCUGCAGCAGCAGGAGACACUGGAACUGCACUUGUCUCCUCCUGGUGCAACAACAACAGCAGCAGCAGCAGCAGAAGCGCAGCAGCAGCAGCAGCUGCAGCAGCAACGGCAGCACUUUAGGGAAGACCCUCAAAAUGCUGCAUGCGCUGUCAGUCAUGGAGCCUCUCUUGACCCCACGGGGUUGAGUCAUUUGCUGCAGCAGCAGCAGCAGCAGCAGCAGGAAGUGCAGCACAAGCAGCAGCAGCAGCAACCUGCCUCGCCCAUAACGGAUCUGCUGCUGCAGAGCCACGCAGCAGCAGCACCUGGUGCGGUGCGUCGUGCUGCUAGCGGGAUGUCUACUGCUUGGCAGCAGCAGCUGCAGCAGCUGCAGCAGAAGCUGCAGCAGCAGCAGCAGCAGCAGCGGAGGCGGAGUCGCAUAAGAAGAAGUCUCUCAUCUCCUUUUAGCUUCACUCCUUUUCCACGCAGCACGCGGCUGCUGGACGAGCUGUCUCCUCUUCAGUCUCCUUACAGCUGCUGCAGCAGCAGCAGCAGCAGCAGCAGCAGCAGCGCUGUUGACCCUUGGAGAUCUUUGGCUGCGUCUCCUACUGCAUCGGCUGCAGCAACAGCUGAUGCAGCAGCAGCAUCUGCUGCUGCUGCUGCUGCUGCAGCUGCAGGACAAGAGAGAGAUAUUUUGAACUCUGGCAGCUCGGUUACGCAGACGCAUAAGUAUGAGGACCCCCUGCAGCAGCAGCAGCAACAGCAGCAGCAGCAGCAACAGCAGCAGCAGCAGCAGGUAGGGCCCUCUUUGUCAUCUUGUGAAUCCAGUGCAAAUCUGCGCUGUUCUACGACGCAGCUAAACUCAUCCGCUGCAGCAGCAACGGCAAAAACAGCAGCAGCAACGGCAGCAGCAGCAGCAACAACAGAAGGAGCAGCAGCAGCAGCAGCAGCUACAACAGCAGACAACUGGAGCAUGCAUGCAGAAGCAAGCCCCAAAUUCUAUGAGCACUCCCCACCGGGGUUCAGUAGGAGUCCUCGCAGCCUCUGCAGCAGCAGCAGCAACAGCAGCAGCAGCAGCAACACCAGCAGCAGCAGCAGUAGUAGUAGUACUACUCUUACCAGCCCUAUGAGCUACACGGCUGUGCUGCAGCAGCAGCACCAGCAGCAAGAUCUGCUGCUUGAAGAUGCUGCUGUUUCUGAUGGAAGCACUGCAUAUGAGGCAGCAAGAAGAACAUUAAAGCGGGCAGCUGCUGCUGCUCACAGCGGAGUGUCUCCUGGAGCAGCAGCAGCAGAUGCAGCAGCAGGAGUGCUGCUGCAGCAAGUGCAGCAGCAGCUGCUGCAGCAUCACCACAGGCUGCGGCGACUGGCUGCUAAUAGACAGGGAGCAGCAGCAAGCAGCAGCAGCCCCAGCACCACUCAGUCGCAGCGCAGCAGCAGCAGCGGCAGAGAGGACCCUCUGCUGCUGCAGCUGCAACAGGCUCUAGAAGAAGCAGCAGCAACAUGCUCACGACUGCUGAAAGAGCAGCAGCAGCAGCAACAGCAGCAGCAGCUGCUGCAGGGGCGUGGCCUUAGUCUGAGCGUCUCCGAGUUUGCUGAUGGUAGCAGCAGAGUCUCUGCUGCUGUUUCUGGAGAUGCUGCAGCAGCACAGACAGCAGCAGCAGCAAAAGAGCUGCUGCUGCAGCGCAGCAAGAUCUGCGAGCUGCAGCAAAGACUGGCGCGUCUAUGUGAGCAGCAAGCCACACCGUCACCAGCAGCAGCAACAUUAGGAGCAACAGCAACAGCAGCAACAGCAGCACCGCAUUCGGCGGAAGUUUGUGCUGCUGCUGUCUCUCCAGACUGGUCCUCUGCAGCAGCAGCCGAUACAGCAGCAGCAGAUGCAGCAGGAACACCACCAGCAGCAACAAAGCCGCCAGCAGCAACAACAAAGCCAGCAGCAGCAGCAGCAGCAGUAUCGCUAGCAGACUGCAUGCGUUCUCUGACGCUGCAGCAGCAGUCCCUCGAAAAGCUGCGCGAUGCUGGCCUGCAGCAGCAGCAGCAGCCGCAGCAACAGGAAGGAGCCCAGAGAGAGCAGCAGCACCCGCAGAAACAGCAGCAGCAGCAGCAGCAGCAGCAAUGCGAGGCGAGUGAGAAAGAGAGCGAUGUAGAUGCGUUGCUGGCAGAGCUGCUGCAGGAUGAAGGAAGGCUGCGGUGUACAUACAGCUCGCUGAUUUCUAAUUCUGAGCCACCAACAGCAGCAGCAGCAGCAGCAGCAGCAGCAGCAGCAACAGCAACAACCCCACCACCAGCAGAAGCAGUAGAAGGCACAGCUCACGAAGCAGCAGCAGCAUCAGCAGCAGCAGCAGCAGCAGCAGAUACAACAACGGCUGAUACGGAAGCAGCAGCAAGCACAGGAUUUGAAUGCCCUGUCCUACCGACUGUCUCCGAGGCCCUCUCCCCCAGUUAUGUUCAGCAGCAGCAGAAGCAACAGCAGCAGCAACAGCAGCAACAGCAGCAGCAGCAGCAGCAGCAACAGCAUCAAAAGCAGCAACUUCAACAGCAGCAGCUGCAGCCUCGUGUGAAUGCUGCUGCCAGCUCGCGCAGCGGGAGAGAUGUUCUGGUUGAGCCCCAAGGGCAGCAGCAGCUACCUUGCCGCAGCUUCACCCCCAGCAGCAGCAGCAGCAGCAGCAACAGCAGCAGCAGAAGCUCGAGGCUCUCCCUUCAAAGAGAUGAAGCAACUCUUUCUCGAUCUCUUGGGGCCCUGCCUGCAGCAGAAGCAGCAGAGCCGCUGCGCUACUACCCAUUACACAUCAGUGCGCACCAGCAGCAACAGCAGCAGCAGCAGCAGCAGCAGCAAGAGGCGCUAAGGCACAUGCAAGAACAGCAGCAGCAGCAGCAGCUUCUGCUGCAGAAGCACCUGUGGAGUGCAGGCAUGUGGGGCCCCGCUGCCUCCUGGCAUCAGCAGCAAAGCUUUCAGAUGCUGCAGCACACGCUGGAGCCUGAGGAGGAGGAGCAGCUGCAGCAGCAGCUGCAGCAGCAGCAACUGCAGCAGCAGCAGCAGCAGCAUUUUCAUGGUGCUGUGCUACCCAUGGGGCGGCACCGCCUACAGGGUGCGGACGCGUGCUUGAGCAGCAGAUACACUGCUGCUGUCAGCUACCAGCAAACCAGCAGCAGCAGCAGCAGCAGCAGCAGCAGCAACAGCAGCAGCGCUUCUUUCUAUCAAACGCUGCUGUCUGCUGGGUCAGCGCAGCUGAGCUCAGCAGCAAACUGCAGCGCCAAAUCUUCUCCGUUGUCUUCCCUAUCAUCCCCUCACGACACCCAGCAGCAGCAGCAGCAGCAACAGCAGCAUCAACAGCGGCAGCAGCAGCACCAGCUGCUGCAGCACCAGCUGCGGAGACAGCUGGCGAGCCGCUCUGCUUCGCUGCCUGCACUCCCUCGGGUAAGAGAGUGGAUGUUUGCUGGAAGAAGGCCUCACCCGCUGUUUGCUGCUGCUGCUGCAUCCUCCUCUCCGCAGCAGCAGCAGCAGCAGCAGCAGCAGCAGCUAGCCGCAUGCAGAGGGCUGCAGCGGAUGAGGUCUCUGCCUGUUAGCGCCCACCCAGCAGAUUUCUUCGCUAGCAACAGCACCGAGGCACAGCAGCACAAAACAGCAGCAGCAGCAACACCAGCAGCAGGACGGCGGCCCCCCGCGCUGUUGGGUGUACCCGCAGGUGCUGCAGUUGCUGCGAGCUGGCUGCAGAGCCCUCAGUAG
Eimeria acervulina is the source of this 4917-nucleotide messenger RNA. RefSeq lists its product as hypothetical. The record is from RefSeq and is a predicted model, not a curated record. The transcript has 5 exons. The coding region runs from base 1 to 4917 and encodes 1638 amino acids. Lineage: Eukaryota; Apicomplexa; Conoidasida; Eucoccidiorida; Eimeriidae.